Messenger RNA from Coccinella septempunctata (seven-spotted ladybird), 1100 nucleotides. It is a transcript of the gene Ykt6, whose product is annotated as synaptobrevin homolog YKT6. The transcript has 3 exons. Bases 123 to 716 code for a protein of 197 amino acids. Gene Ontology annotation, biological process: endoplasmic reticulum to Golgi vesicle-mediated transport. The record is from RefSeq and is a predicted model, not a curated record. NCBI's taxonomy places the organism in Eukaryota, Metazoa, Arthropoda, Insecta, Coleoptera, Coccinellidae. Gene Ontology annotation, cellular component: Golgi apparatus. Gene Ontology annotation, molecular function: SNAP receptor activity.
UGACAAGAUGUAAAUAAAUGUCAAAUAAUGCAUUGUUGUUUCAUAUAGCUCAAAGUUUCCUCCAUCAUUUUCCUUGUUCAAUGCUCCAUAUUUUCCUCAAUUCUAAUUAAGUUAUUAGAAAAAUGGUGCAAUUAUAUUGCUUGAGUAUUCUAUACAAAGGUCCCACAAGUGCAACAUGGCUGAAAUCGGCAUUCGAUCUCCAAAAAUUUGGUUACUUUCAAAAAGGUUCUAUUCAAGAAUUUAUGACUUUCUUUUGUAAAACUAUCGUGGAGCGCACCUCCCCAGCGUCUCGACAAUCUGUUAAGGAAGGAGAAUAUAUGUGCCAUGUCUAUGUAAGAUCAGAUAACUUGGCUGGAGUAGUGAUCUCUGAUCAAGAAUAUCCAUCUAGAGUAUCUCAUACUCUUCUUACCAAGAUUUUAGAUGAGUUCAGUCAAAUACAUCCUUCUAAUUGGCCUAAUUUAACAGAAAAAGAUGUAUCGUAUCCGCAAUUGAAUCAGUACCUUGCUAAAUACCAAAAUCCCAAAGAAGCUGAUGCUAUGACUAAGAUACAAGAGGAUUUAGAUGAAACUAAAAUUAUACUACAUCAUACCAUUGAAGCUGUGUUACAAAGAGGAGAGAAACUAGAUGAUUUAGUAGCUAAAUCAGAAGGAUUGAGCAUACAAUCCAAAGCAUUUUAUAAAACAGCAAGGAAAACAAAUAGUUGCUGUUCAUUUUAAUGAAAUGGUGUUCAUGAUCAACGAGGAAACCUUGGAACAUUAAAAUUAUGGAAUAUAAAAUAACUGCAGAAUAUAAAUGUCUUCAUAUUUAUGAAGAAAUGUAAAAUUUUGAUACUUUCUUCGAGUUCUAUAAAGAAUUGCAAACAUGGAAAUGUUAUGAAAUAAUAAGUUAAGCCAGUUCCUUCUAAAAUGGAUAGCAGAAGACUCAUACUCUUACCUGAUGUCAUGUUGUUACUUGAUGUGUAUUUAUCCCAAAAAAUAAUUGUUAUAGUCAAAAGAGGAGGCUAUCUGUACUUCUGUUAUGAGCUGUAUGUGAAAUUCUUUUGAUAAUUUUCAUAUUGUGAGCAAUAUGUUUACAUUUAUUUAAAUAUACAACUGAAUGUG